Molecule: messenger RNA, 306 nt
Organism: Phytophthora infestans T30-4
Lineage: Eukaryota; Oomycota; Peronosporomycetes; Peronosporales; Peronosporaceae
Exons: 5
Coding region: 1-306 (101 amino acids)
Source: RefSeq, a predicted model, not a curated record
AUGCUCGAGCCAGGCAGUAGAAGCAAAACUACCGGUCUCGCGCUGGUAGAACCAUUGGGCAUAGCAAUCGUUGUAUCGAACCUUUUUAACGGGCUUAGAGACUAUGGCCUGAGGGUUCUCCAAAUGAACGAAAGGAACAUACAGUCGAGAAAGAAUUGUACAUUGGAUUUGGAUUGGUCGCAUCAGCAACCAUUACUGGACAUACAUUGCCACUCGAUAAUGUUGUUCCCUGCCUUGGUUAACGCGGAAAUGAAGCCGAAUAUGUGGAUCAGCCAUCAAGUCAAGCUCCUUGAAAAUCGGAUGUAA